This is a messenger RNA of Enterobius vermicularis (human pinworm), 582 nucleotides long. Lineage: Eukaryota; Metazoa; Nematoda; Chromadorea; Rhabditida; Oxyuridae. The record is from the annotation of a GenBank genome assembly.
AUGCAAAGGGUUACCACAAAUGCGAAAAAAAAAUUUAUGGGGUUUUCCUCGGAAUCUCUUCCUUAUGACAUUGCAGCCUCAGAACCGUCUAACAGUGACUUCCCAUCAGGUACAGGAACAAUGUCUUUAGAACAAGCUGUUAAAGAAGUGAACCUUGUUGGUGAACAAAUUUUCGAUCACAUACCGAUAAUUAAGGAAGAAAACCAACGCAUUUACAACAGUUUUGAAAAAAAUGAGCGUUUCAAGGAGUUUGACGGUUUGAUUCGAGCAAGUCACGCACUUAUCGAGGCUGCGGAUGCAACCUUUGAAACUCCCACGACAGAAGAGGAGUUAAGUAGAUUAAACAGUGAAAUAAAAAGUGUGUCAAAUGCGAUUGUUGGGCUAACGAAUCCUUCUUACAAAGAGGAGCAUGAAGAAUAUCUGAAAGAAAUUCGAAAACAGCAGAAUGAACAGAUCCUUGCUGUGGAAACCGAAAUAAAGUCGCAAAUACAGAAGUUGAAAGAAAAAAGAUUGGGUGGUGGGACCAGAAACUCAGAUUUAUCGUUGGACCCAUCUGCAGCAAGCGAAGUUGACUUGAACUGA